AUGGACCCACCUUCGCCGAGCCGGGUCUCCCAAACCCAACCUGCAGCCCCAUCCCCGCUAACCUCCUACCGCUGGCACUCAGGGGGUGGUGGGGAGAAGGGGGCUGGAGGGUUCCGCUGGGGCCGCCUUGCAGGAUGGGGGAGGGCACUGAGCCACCAGGAGCCCGCAGUCAGCAGCCAGCCAGCCCCUCGCUCGCUGUUUCGUCGUGUCCUCUCUGCGCCCCCCAAGGAGUCGCGCACCAGCCGCCUCCGACUAUCCAAGACCCUCUGGGGAAGGCAUAAGAGCCCACAGCUGGAGUCAGAACCAGAGCCAGAGAAAAGAUCCCCAGGUCUCCAGCACCUCCUCCUCUACCCAGAGCCUGAGCAGGAGCCGGAGCCACCUGCCCUACAGAUCCCAGAGGCCCCCACACCCGACGUGCCCGUCUGGAACAUUGGGGCCUUCACCCUACUUGAUGGGAGGCUGGUGCUGCUUGGGGGUGAAGAGGAGGGUCCUCGCAGGCCCCGGGUGGGGAGCGCUAGCUCUGAGAGCAGCAUCCAGGUGGCCUUGGGGAACCUCAGGGAUCCAGAUCGGAUCUCUGGAAAGAAUGAGCCAGAGGCUGGUGGCCCCAACCAGGUCCACAACAUUCGGGGGCUGCUCAAGCGGCUGAAAGAGAAGAAAAAGGUCAGGUCGGAGCUAGGAACCAAUGCUUCCCGGGAUGGAUCCCCCAGUGCUCUAGGCUCUCGGGAAUCGCUGGCCACGCUCUCGGAACUGGACCUGGGCGCCGAGAGGGACGUGCGGGUCUGGCCGCUGCACCCCAGCCUCGUGGAGGAGCCCCAUUGCUUUCAGGUAACGUGGGCGGGCGGGAGCCGCUGCUUCUCCUGUCGCUCGGCUGCUGAGAGAGACCGCUGGAUCGAGGACCUUCGCCGCCACUUCCAGCCUAGUCAGGACAACGUGGAGCGGGAAGAGACGUGGCUAAGCGUGUGGGUGCACGAAGUGAAGGGGCUGCCCCGAGCGGCGGCGGGGGCGCCGGGAGUGCGCGCGGAGCUGUGGCUGGACGGCGCGCUGCUGGCGCGCACGACUCCGAGGGCUGGCCCCGGCCAGCUCUUCUGGGCCGAACGCUUCCACUUUGAGGCGCUGCCGCCGGCACGUCGCCUGUCGUUGCGGCUACGCGGAGCGGGCCCGGGGGACGUGGUGCUGGGCCGCGUGGCCUUGGCGCUGGAAGAGUUGGGCGUCCCCCGCGCGCCCGCUGCGGGCCUGGAGCGCUGGUUCCCGCUGCUCGGGGCGCCAGCGGGCGCGGCGCUGCGGGCAAGGAUCCGGGCGCGGCGCCUGCGCGUGCUGCCGUCCGAGCGCUACAAGGAGCUGGCUGAGUUUCUCACUUUCCACUACGCGCGCCUCUGCGGGGCGCUCGAGCUCGCGCUGUCCGCUCAGGCCAAGGAAGAGCUGGCGGCUGCCAUGGUGCGCGUGCUGCGGGCCACCGGCCGGGCUCAGGCACUGGUGACAGACCUGGGCACUGCGGAGCUGGCACGCAGUGGAGGCCGUGAGGCGCUGCUGUUCCGGGAAAACACAUUGGCUACCAAGGCCAUCGAUGAGUACAUGAAGCUGGUAGCACAGGAUUACCUCCAAGAGACGCUGGGACAGGUUGUGCAGCGUCUCUGUGCUUCCACUGAGGACUGUGAGGUGGACCCCAGCAAGUGCCCGGCCUCAGAGCUGCCCCAGCACCAGAUCAGACUGCGAAACAGCUGCAAGGAGGUCUUUGAAAACAUCAUCCACUCCUACGACUGGUUCCCAGCAGAGCUGGGCACUGUGUUCUCAGGCUGGCGAGAAGCAUGCAAGGCACGUGGCUCUGAGGCGCUGGGGCCCCGACUAGUGUGUGCCUCUCUCUUCUUGCGGCUCCUGUGUCCUGCCAUUCUGUCACCCAGCCUCUUUGGCCUAGCACCAGAGCACCCGGCUCCUGGCCCAGCCCGCACCCUCACACUGAUCGCAAAGGUCAUCCAGAACCUUGCCAACCAUGCUCCGUUUGGUGAGAAGGAGGCCUACAUGAGCUUCAUGAAUAGCUUCCUGGAGGAUCAUGGACCUGCCAUGCAACACUUCCUGGACCAAGUAGCCAUGGUGGAUGUGGACACAGCACCCAGUGGUUACCAGGGCAGCAGUGACCUUGCCCUCCAGCUGGCAGUCCUGCAUGCCCAGCUCUGUACCAUCUUUGCUGAACUUGACCAGGCAACCCGUGACAGUCUGGAACCACUGCCCACCAUCCUGCGUGCCAUUGAAGAGGGCCGACCUGUACCUGUGUCUGUGCCAAUGCGUCUCCCACCACCCUCAGCCCAGGUCCACUCCAGCAUCUCUGCAGGAGAGAAGCCUGGCUUUCUGGCUCCUCGAGACCUUUCCAAGCAUACCCCUCUCAUCUCCAAGAGCCAGUCCCUGCGCAGCGUUCACGGCGCAGGUAGUUGGGCCCGGCCACGGACUGAGGAAGAGCAGCCCCCGCGGCUGCCUCGGCCGGUACAGCGCACGCAGAGCGUCCCAGCUGGCCGCCCGGCUCGCCGCCGCCCAUCUGCAGGGCCGUGGCCACGACCCAAAGGCUCACUACGCACUGGACCCGCGCCCCGCGGCCGGCCCUGGACUGGAGCCUCAGCAUCGCUGCCUCGGAAGCCGUCGGUUCCCUGGCAGCGCCAGCUGGACCAGCCAAGGGACAGAGACCAGACGCUGGGCACUCACCGACCCGUGGGCAAGCUGGCGGAGCUGCAGUGCGAGGUGGCUGCCCUGCGCCAGGAUCUGAAGACGCUGUCCAUCCUUGUGGAGUCACUCAGCACCCACAUCCGGGCCUUGAGCGACCAGCAGGAGCAGCUUCGGAGCCAGCUUCGGGACCUGGAUACCAGACUCCGAGAAGGAACCGCGAAAUUGGAUCCAGAGCGCGAUCCUCCAACCAACGAGGGCCACCGGCUGAAAAGUCUGGAAUGCCGCCUGGACGAGAUAGAGAGUACUCAGGCCCAGCUGAAGGAUACUAUCCAGAGCCUGCAGCUUCUUCCCAGGACAUCGGUGUCCCGGAGCCAACCAAUGACCCUCAAAGCACCCUGCAUCAACGGAGACACCACUUGAGUUGCCUAAUCGGCCCUAAGUGCUCUGGGAGCAGAGAGAAGCGGUCUUAGGGGACUCUCCGACCCCUGCCUCAAAUCCACGUGGCCUGCAGUAGGGAGUGGAGCUGUAGGUGCCAACCAGUCUGGCAUUAUCAGGUUGCCCAGUAAAAUGUUGAUUUCAGUAAAAAAGUGAUGGUUUUUUUGCCCCUGUUACCAAUCAGAAAGAAAUUCCUCUGGCUCAAUUCAAUUGUCCCAAACUCUCCCUUAAUUGGAGGUCUCAGGGGAAGGGGGUGACAUAGGAAGAUUCUCACCAGCUGUGUGACCUUAAGCCCGCACUCUCUCAGAUCCUUGAUUUCCUCAUUUGUAAAAUGGAUCUGAAGUCCCUUACACAGUAGAAGACCCAUAGUUUAACGUGCUCGAUGAAAGGUAUUUGUCAUUGUUAGGGGUAGCACUUGAUUCUCAGUGAAGCACAGAUCCCACCUCCACUAACUCCCAGAUCCCAGAUGACAGCAUCUUCCUAGGGCCCCAAAUCCCACACCAGCUCCCUCACACAGUGAGGGCAUGGGUCUGGGAGGCAGGUGAAGGAAGGAGUGGGUAGGUAUGAAGAUGGUUAAGCUCUGUGGGUGGUCAUUGGGAAAAGGAGUGGGCAUUUGAAUCAUGGGUGGGUGGAUGGGUGAGGGAUAGGGUGCAUAGGACAAUAGGCAGAUGAAUAGGUUAGCAUUUGCUGGAUGUUUGCCCUGGUAGGUGAGUAGUUGAGUAGGUGGUUAGCUGGGAUGGGUAUGUCUGCCUAGAAAAGGCCUGGAUCAUAAUAGGAAAUAAAUAUUUGAAUUAAUUAAGUGGUUAUAUGUAUUGCAUGUACAUUUACUGAGGUCUCCUGAGACUUGAGCUGGGCAGUGGGGAAACAGUAAUGAACUAGACAGACAGACUCCUGUCCUCAUGGGACUUACACUCUAGUGGAGAAGACAAACAAACAUGCAAUCGAUGGAUGGAUGUUUGGGUGACUGGGUGAAAGGAUUAUCUGUAGAGAUGGGUGGAUGCUUGCUUGGUUGUUUGAAUAAGUAGGUAUUUACUUGGGUAGUAGAUGGAUGGGUAGAUACACGGGAGGUGGAUGGUUGGUUUGAGUGAGUGUUUGGAUGGAGGAAUGGAUGGAUAGGAUGGACAGAGAGGUGGUCAGAGGAGUGGUUGGAUAGGUGGUUAGGUGACUGGAUGGGUAGAUGAGUGGUUGAUCGACUUAGUGUGUGGAUGAAUGGGUGAGGGGAUAGAUGGGUGGUUGGACAUGUGGAUUAGUAGUGGGUGGGAGAAACAGCUGUCCUAUUACAUGUGCAUUAUACAACUGUGAUCCUGGGGGUUAGGUGGAAAAGGGUGUCUGAGCACUGGGGACCUAGAGUAGCUCUAUGGGCAUGGAGGUACUGAAGUCCAGUGUGCAUAAUGUGGAAGGAGGGAAUGAGCUUAUGGUUGGAAUGUAGCUGAUUGGGAGCAGGGGACUGAAGGCUAAGGACUGGCCAUAUGGAGUCCUCAAUGACCUAUGAGUGACCCAUGGGGGAACUUCUCUGCCCCCUCCCCACUCUUCUGGUACUAUUAACAGGCUCAGCAUUGGAAGAACCAGUGGGGUGAUGAAAAGCCAUUGAGGGCAAGAGGACAAGAGUGUUGUCAUGGUAACAGAGCCUCUCCCUGGACUCUCAGGCCGCGCGGGCCCUUUAAGGGUCACCCGUCUGGCCACUCCCAACAUGGCCGCGCGCCUGCUGGCUGCCCCCCACCGGGGUGGCGCGGGGGGGCGCCCCGGA
Messenger RNA from Hippopotamus amphibius kiboko, 4834 nucleotides. RefSeq names its product RAS protein activator like 3 (gene RASAL3). The record is from RefSeq and is a predicted model, not a curated record. Bases 1 to 3072 code for a protein of 1023 amino acids. Lineage: Eukaryota; Metazoa; Chordata; Mammalia; Artiodactyla; Hippopotamidae. Gene Ontology annotation, biological process: regulation of GTPase activity. The transcript is spliced from 17 exons.